AUGUCAAAUCGGGAUCCUUUCCCCUCUCCGAGGGUAGAAAACGACCUCACUCUCAGCGGCUACAGGCCGCAGCAGAAAAAAACAUACAAUAAACCAACUCACAUCGCCCAGACUGAGGAACCUUGGAGUCGCCUCCACGACACAGCCACUGUGGCCAGCACCCAGCGAAGUAUUUUGAACUGUACACAGACUCCCAACGACAGCCUUGACCUUCAGCUAAACGCGGUCUACGAUCACCACAAGAACUGCUUCUGGAGCAAGAACCAGAUUUUGUACCAGAAGGAGACUGUCUCUGAAGACCACAGGAAAGAGGCAAACUUAGAGAUGGACGAAGCAGAAAAUGGAAUCACGGUGUGGGUCGACAAACAGAGGCGCUCUAUUCGCAUCAGCUGA
Molecule: messenger RNA, 393 nt
Organism: Pelmatolapia mariae (spotted tilapia)
Lineage: Eukaryota; Metazoa; Chordata; Actinopteri; Cichliformes; Cichlidae
Gene: cfap276
Product: cilia and flagella associated protein 276
Exons: 4
Coding region: 1-393 (130 amino acids)
Source: RefSeq, a predicted model, not a curated record